AUUUCGUUUGUGGGCGGGGCUUCGUCUUCAGUCUCUGCUCUGUCAGAGCUGUUCGUCUGUGUCUGGAGCAGCAGCAUACAGGCUCCAGCCCCGGCUCCCUGCUGCUUACACCGAGUCAAAAUGGCCGCCAGCAGCUGAACAUGUGACAGGAAGCUAAAGUAACAAGUCGACUCUGUGAUCAUCAUGUCCCACGCCAAGCACCUGCUGCCGAUGUCUUCCACUGCGGUGGAUGUUUCACUGCAGAGGAUGCCCCGCCUCCUUUUUCUUCUUCUUCUGGUCUUGCCGUCACUCGGCCCGGUGUCGGCCACAUCACCACUCACUGUGGCAUUGUGGCGUCGUGGCAACCGAGUCUCCACUAUCAGCGCCUGCCACCGACUGGAGACAGCAGACGGAGGACUGACGGUCCGCUGCAGUGGACUCAGACUGACCCAGGUACCCAUCAGCCUGUCUAACCGCACCACUCGUCUGUUUCUGAAUAAAAACCUGCUGACCUCUCUGGCGACCGACGCGUUCUCCAGUCUGUUCCUGCUCGAUGAGCUCGACCUGUCACAUAACCAGCUCUCCUCACUUGAAGAUGGUUGUUUCCGUGGGUUGGACUCGCUUUCCUUCUUGGACCUGUCGUACAACCGCCUGUCCACGCUGGAGCUGCCGGUGCUCGGCGGUCUGCAGAUUGAGGCCAACCUCACACAUAACCCCUGGCACUGUGACUGCAGGAUGGAGCUGUCCAUGCCUCAGUUGGAUCUGGACCUGACCUCACUAGCAGAAGUUGUCUGUGCAACCUCUGAUCUCCCAAACCUCGGAGCUGUCGGGAUACCACUGGUCGUGCUGAUGGAGGACUGGGAUCUGUGUUUGUCUGUGAGGAGAACCACUGAUGUGGUGACACUCGUCACCAUGUUCCUCUGGCUCUUCAUGCUCAUCUGCUACCUGGCCUACUACAUCCGCCAGAACCAGGCGGUCACACGCCGAAACCUGGAGUACCUGAAGUUACUGGAGAGCAAAAAUCCUUAUAAACCCAAAAAGACAACUUCAUGAUGACCUUUUGGAAUUCCUGAACGCCUGUAAUUUCACCAAAGAGCUAGAGUUACCCACAGCUGUAUUUUCCCUCAAAGACAUCCGGAAUGACUUCCAGAGCAAUUUCUUUGCCACAGGUGCCCACGGGACUCCGGGUACCUUCUGAUCAGUUGCUCCCCUCCAAAAGUUACAAAAGCACAUAAAGGACUCCUUAAUAAUGUAAUGCAAUACCUCACUGACACUCAGCAUCUCUAAGGAACCACAAAGCUUCUCUAGAACGUGAUCAUGUACUUCUAGGUCUUCCUCUGAGAAACCUGUAACCUUCUGAAGUACGUCUUCAAAGUGUCCUGUGACAGAUUUCUACAACAUAUUCAAGUCCUCCUAGAACCUUGUCAGUCUCUUCACAAGCUCAUAAGCCCUUCACAGGGACUCUUAAACUUUCCUGUGACUUCCUUGUAGAGACUGUUUGUUCUCCUAGAUUGAUGUGAUCUGAGUUUCUCAGAGAUGUCUGAUACUAGUUUUCCACCGACAUGGUCCCGGUGGUGGUGCAGAUCCAGUUUGGUCUUGGUACCUUAUCAGAACCAGCCUACAUUGCUGGCUUUUUGGUACCAGUUCAGACUUUUUGCAGGAGAAACACGUGAAACUGGAUGCUGGCCGUGCUUAGGAAACAUGAAAAGCUGCAGUAGUGUCUGUUCACCUGGUUACUAACAAUAAACAAAAGUCCUCAAAGUUUGUUCUGCAGUUUUGUGUAUAGGAGCUAUUUUCUUUUCUUCUGAACUUCACCAACCACAGCAUGGCUGUGCAGAAGAACGUGUAGGUACACAAAGACUACCCAUGCUCACAUUUCACUGUGAGGGGGGCCCCUUCACCUGAGAGGUGAUGCUGCUGUAUGGGCAGAUUGUGAUUUUGAUUUUGGGCUGACCUCUCUGUGAGGCAGCCGCAGGGAUGCGUGAGAACGUAAAACUGCUCACUGAGAGGUUACUGAGGAAGUUCUAGGAUCCUUGGAAGCUCUUCCUCAGGUGGCUUCCACAGUCAGGACCGCCCUGAGUGGUUUUUACACCAGCAGGGGAAAUAUUUUUCUUUUUAAUAAAUGAAUCAUGACAAGGUAACUGUUGUUGCUCUCCACAUGAAGGUUUUGUGCCUUUGCAGCGUGACGUCAGCAGAGACAGAUGUAAAAUCACAGGACGGUCGUUUGGCUGUGAAGCUCUUCAGGAAGUACUCUGACCUUCCUGACACCACCAUGAGAUUUUCUUAAUAUAAUGUCAUUGGUCAUCAUCCUAUGGUUUCACCCACACAAAGACAUAUUGGGCCUCGAAGUUCUAGAGAAGCAUUUUGGCAGUGUUGGGGAGUAACAGCAUACAUGUACCACCGUUACGUAUUUAAAAUACAAAACAUGAGUAACUAUAUUCUGUCACAGUUACCGUUUAAAAUACAGUUACUUUGUUGAAAUAAAUGGAUUACACGGCGGUCUUUUCCUGUUUCAUAUGUCAGGCUAUGCCCUCUCUAUUUUUGGUAAUUCCUCGCCGGUGGAAACCCAAACAAAACGCGCAUUAAGAGGCUCAAAUGCCCGUGUCUCAAUCUCACGGCCCAUAUCAUCUCUACUUGCGGCACGCAUAAUGACUGUUAGAAAGCCCACUGUUUACACGUUAUUUGCUUGGUUGAAGUGUUAUGGUUUGUUUGUAGAUAGUGUUUGCGCUGUGGAAAUUGAUAUGUCCUACGUCAUUGAACUCACCAUAUCUAUGCUGACGCUCCUUGAAUGCACCACUCUGUGCCGUGUGCUGCUAGUCUGCCUUUGUAGCUGCUGAUAGCCAGCAUUGUUCCUUGUGUCCUCUCAUCAGCAUCUCGUGGGUUUUGGUUUAUUGCUGUGUGUGAAUGCCAGAAGGUGGGUUCUGUUUACAUGAUGUUCUGUAUGUCAGAUGCUGUUGUGUGUAUUUGUUCCCUCGUGACUAUGCUAAUGUUAUCCUAUGCUAAUAUGCUAAUACGCUAAUAAGCUACUAAGUUAGUUAAUGCUAAUUAUAAAUCUUGUGUAAUUGUUGAAGUUGUUAUAUAUGAGUGUUAAAUACAGUUCCUUGUGCUAUCUCUGUGCUAGAAUAAUGUCUGGGCAUGUUGAAUGUUUUAUGUGUGCUGUACUGAUAGUUGCUUUAUGUAUCGUUAUUACAGACCACAGUUGAAUAAAUCUGCUAAACUUGGAAGCUGCCUCCGUGU
Messenger RNA from Pelmatolapia mariae (spotted tilapia), 3216 nucleotides. Its product is annotated as leucine-rich repeat-containing protein 3-like. The record is from RefSeq and is a predicted model, not a curated record. Gene Ontology annotation, cellular component: extracellular matrix. Gene Ontology annotation, molecular function: protein binding. The transcript is spliced from 6 exons. NCBI's taxonomy places the organism in Eukaryota, Metazoa, Chordata, Actinopteri, Cichliformes, Cichlidae. The coding region runs from base 184 to 1032 and encodes 282 amino acids.